AAAACGCCCUCGGGCUAGUUUUGGGCGUUUGAGUAACAAUUUGGAGGGCUUUGUUGUGCAAACCUGGCAACCCUGCUCUGUCUACACACUCCGAGGUACUAGGUGGCAGUAUGCAUGCUUCACGGGUGUUUAUAAGCCGCCAUUACUCUAAAACAAGGCGAUUCCAUAAACAGUAAAAGAUUCCCAGUCUUCCGAUCCAUAAAACUCGCGGAGAGUCGCGUCGCUGCUCGUUCACGCGUCCGCGCGUUCCCAGCGAUUAUGUAAAUGAGGAUUAUGUAAAUGAGACUGUAGUACAGUGAUCGGCGAGACUAGAGUAUAUUCCGCUCGCGAUGACUGGAAGAUCGUGGACCCCCGAGGCGGAGGAGACUCUGAUCGAGCUCUGGCAGCAGUCUGCAUGUCUGUACGACAUCUCCUCCGCAGACUACCACAACCGAGAGGAGAAGGACAAGCGCUGGAGGGAGGUCUCCGAGGCGCUGCAGAUGCCUGUGGAGGCGGUGGCGACCAGGGUGGCGUCUCUGAGGACUCAAUAUGCCAGACUGAAGAAACCUAAAGCAAACGCGGGCGAGAAGAAGCCCCUCACGAUAAGGCAGCGCUGGCUCCUGAGGGCCCUCGACUUCCUGAAGCCGCACAUCGUUCAUCGGCGGCAUGAGAUCACUCUGGGCUUGCCGUCCUCUGAUAAAGCGGAGGACACUCUGGACGAGUCGGAUGAAAUGUCUCAGGAGACGGAUAAAGAAGUGGACAGCUUCGACUCCAUCAGUGUGUGUCUCUCCCCGAUGCCUGACACUCCAGACACCGGCAUCCCUGAGGAAACAGCCUCGUGCUCUCCGUCUCCCCGGAGCACAUCCGGCAAACGCACACGCUCCUCCGAACCCGACAUCGAGCUGCAGAAGCUGGAGGUGCUGAAGCAGAUGUCUGCUAAGGUCCUGGAGAACCCGUCUGUGGACGCCGCGGCGGUCUUCUCCAGCCAGGUGGCCCUCGAGUACCGUCUGCUCAGAGACCCCAGCGUCCAGAUGCGCGUUCGCAGACAGAUCAUGGCUCUUCUCUACGAAGCACAGGAUUCAGAGAGACUUCCCCGAGCGUCCAAGAGACACGAACAGAGAGCGCUCAAAUCUGAAGAUCAACACUAAUAUAUCGGUGAAAUGUGUUUUGUUGUUCAUCUUGUUUGUUUUAGAUGUUUUACUGAACUAUUUUUCUUGGUGGAGGCUUUGAUAUAAUCUACAUGUUAGAUAAUAAAACAAUUUGCACUUCA
This is a messenger RNA of Carassius carassius (crucian carp), 1249 nucleotides long. RefSeq lists its product as uncharacterized. The transcript is spliced from 3 exons. Gene Ontology annotation, biological process: regulation of transcription by RNA polymerase II. The record is from RefSeq and is a predicted model, not a curated record. Gene Ontology annotation, cellular component: nucleus; transcription regulator complex. NCBI's taxonomy places the organism in Eukaryota, Metazoa, Chordata, Actinopteri, Cypriniformes, Cyprinidae. Bases 330 to 1127 code for a protein of 265 amino acids.